AUUCCUUCUAUGCAGUCUAGCUCUUUCUCUACACCUCUUCAAACAGUACGUGUAGUGAAUAAAUACUUUGAAGCUAGUGUAGAUAUACACUCUUACGGUGGGGCACGUACUGCAGUAUUGCGGGAGUCUGAUUUAAACAUUGAGCAACUCCAAUCCUUUGGAAUUGUUAUUCUCAUUACAACAGCAGCAGCAGCAGUAGAAAAAACUGUAGAAAAAGAAGAAAAAACAAGAACAAUUCAAGAACGACUUCUUGAGGCACUUGAAAAGUGUUGUGCUGCAGACAACAUAGCCCAUGAGGUAUCUUCUUCAUUAUCUCUCAUUGCGUAUGAUGAACAUCAGGGAAAAGAUAUUACCCGUGAACUCUCUGCGGCGGCAGAAAAAGCCCCUGUGUAUAUGUGGUAUAUUGUAGACGGCAAUGCAUCUAGGGAUGAUCUCACAACACAAGUGGAUACAUUACUACUACGAGCAGCAACCUCUACAAGUGAUGAGACUGAUAUAGAGAAGAAAAAGACGAAACAAGAUAGUCUGGAGGUAUUACAAGAUAAAGAGGAUAAUGAUAAUGAUAAUAAUAAUAAUGAUAAAAGUAACACCAGUACUAGUAGUAGUAAUAAUAGCAGUAUGGAUGAUACUUUUUUUACGGCACCUUUUGAGGUUCUCUACGGUGUAGAUGAGGAGGAGGAUGCUGUUCAACACUUACGAGAGUCUAUAGAGCAGCAUGUAUGGCCAUACCGAAGUAUGUUAAAAGAAACUCCCACAGAGACAACAUCUCCUCUACUAAAGAAGAAGGAAGAAAAUAAGGAAGAAAAAGAAAAAGAAGUUGUAGUUGUAGAGGAGGAGAAGGAGGAUCUUGUGUAUAUUGGAUGUGAUCUUCCACCAUAUUAUCUUGUAGAUCCACUUACAUGUAAGUCUGAAUAUGUUGCAGCACUUGCAAUCAAAAUAGAAACAAAACCUGAGAUGGUUAAUAAUAAUAAUAAUAAUAAUAAUAAUAAUAAUAAUAAUAAUAAUAAUAAUAAUCAGCUAAACGAGAAGGAACAACAACAAAAACAACAACAUGAGGAUCUUAUGGUAUGGAUGGAUAAGAUGAAACACUACGGUCAUAAACUUCAUCGCUCAGUGAGACAACGUCAGGCAGAAAUACUCGCCAAUAAAUUAGGGGAAUGUCUUGGGGCAUUGGAUGGAUUGUAA
Messenger RNA from Trypanosoma theileri, 1185 nucleotides. RefSeq lists its product as uncharacterized. Lineage: Eukaryota; Euglenozoa; Kinetoplastea; Trypanosomatida; Trypanosomatidae. The annotation marks the transcript as partial. The record is from RefSeq and is a predicted model, not a curated record. The transcript has a single exon.